AUGAAUAAUCUGGACGGGGGUGAAGCGAAUAUAGGCGUUCAAUAUCAGCCUGAAGCAACGUCAUCAUCUGCACCCGUAACCACAGUGGAUCCACAAAGACCAUUAUACACAGUACCGGGAAUAUUGCAUUUCCUGCAGCAUGAAUGGACACGUUUCGAAAUAGAACGUCAACAAUGGGAAACAGAGCGAGCCGAACUACUAGCUCGCAUUGCAUUUUUACAAGGAGAACGACAGGGGCAAGAAAAUUUAAAAAGUGCACUAGUGAAACGCAUUAAAAUGCUUGAGUAUGCACUCAAACAAGAAAGAUUGAAAUUUAACAAACUGAAGUAUGGUACAGAUAAUGCACCAGUUGAAGAUCCGAAAUUGAAUGCAGCAGAAAAUCAUCUGGAAGACGAUGAUUUGAAAGAAGAUACUAGUCUUUCAUUUGGUGGCAGUAGUGUCUCUUUCAAACAAGGGCGUCAAUUACUUAGACAGUAUUUGAAAGAAAUCGGCUAUGUCGAUACUAUCAUCGAUAUACGUUCUACAGCGGUCAAAAAACUGCUUGGUAUCAAAUCUGAUAAUGAUUUAAAUCCAAAUGUUGUUAAUAACAAUAUUGGAACAUCAAGUGGAGGAAUGAAUGGUGAUUUAAAACCAUCAUAUGAUCCAAAAAGGGUUAUACCAGGGAUAAUUAAAAAUGCUGCAAAUGAUCUUAGCAAAUCUGUGUUAGCUUCCUUGGUGUUUUUGAAAGAUGAACAACCAGAUGGACAAGAUGAUGAUUCGGGUGAUGAUGAUCUUGAUGCAAGUCGUAUAAUUGUCAAAAGUAACAAUACCAAUAUUUCCAAUAAUAUUUUGGGUGGAAAUAGUAAUAAUAAUCAUCAUAUUCAACAUCACGGUAUGGACACAUUAAACGAUUUAGAGAGCGAAGAAGCAGCAUUACAAGAAUUCGAUUUUCUUGCUGAUCCAUCAUCAAAUGUUUUGGGCAAUGUGGGAUUGAAUGAAUUAAAAACACAUGAUGCAAGUGGAAAUGAAUGGGAUGUUGAUCAAUCACGUUUGCAUAGAUUAAAAGAAGAAUACAAACGUGAUCGUAUUGGAAAGAAACCUCAUCAGCAACAAACUUCCUCAUCUCUCCGUAAUACAUUAGUCAGUAUAGGAAAUAAUGAUAAUGGCAAUGAUGAUACAUCGAAUGACGCACGUCCAUACUCUGAUGAUGAACAAAUGAGCCGUGAAAUGGUUGAUUCAAUGAUGUUCCGUAAUAGUAAAAAUUUUAUGGGAGAGAAUGCUAUGGAAGGUCUCGAUGAAUUAGCUCGAGUCACCGUACAAAAUGAUAAUGAACCACUUUAUGAUACGACGACAGAAUCAGUGGAUUUUAGAAAGACUUGGAAUGUUAAAUUUGUACUGAGAAGUCAUUUGGAUGGCGUACGUUGUGUGGCAUUUCAUCCAGUCGAAUCUGUUGUUGUGACUGGUUCAGAAGAUCGAACAUUAAAACUGUGGAAUUUAGAAAAAUCUGCUACAAUGAGAAAAUCUACAUCAGCAACCCAAGAUCUCGAGCCAAUUUAUACAUUUCGACGUCAUACUAUGUCAGUACAUCAUUUUAGCGGUCCUGUAUUAUGUGUAGCAAUGAACCCAUCUGGUGAACAAUUUUAUAGCGGUGGAUUAGAUUCAAUGAUUACUGUAUGGAAUAUACCAGACUCAGACAUAGAUCCAUAUGAUGCAUACGGACACACGGAUGCUGUGUGGCGUUUAGCCAUUUGUGGGCAAAAAUUAUUAUCCUGUGCUGCUGAUGGAACUGUCAGAUUAUGGGAUCCAAAUAUCAAUAAUCCAUUACAGUCAAUAAUCAAUUCUAGUCUAGAAGAAGGGAUACCGACAAGUAUCGAUUGGCUUACCCAAGAAACAAAUCAUUUUGUUGUAUCCUAUGAUACGUUUAAAUCCGUUAUUUACGAUGUUGAAACAUCAAAAGCCCUAUUACGUCUCGAAAAUGACAAUCAAACUUCAGAUUCGUCUUAUCGAAUCAAUAGAGUUAUCAGUCAUCCAUCCCAAGCGUUGGUUAUAACAGCACACGACGAUCGAAAAAUUCGAUUUUAUGACAGUAAUACAGGAAAAAUGGUUCAUUCGAUGGUCGCACAUUUAGAUGCUGUUACUUCUUUAGCUAUUGAUCCUCAACAAACAUGUCUUUUAUCUGGAAGUCACGAUCGUUCAAUUCGUUUAUGGAAUCUAGAUAAUAAAAGUUGUGUACAAGAAGUGACCGCUCAUCAGAAAAAAGAUGAUGAAUCUGUCCAUGAUGUUGCAUUUCAUUAUUCUAAAUCUUAUUUGGCCAGUGUUGGCGCAGAUUCUAUAGCAAAAAUAUACGCAUAA
Molecule: messenger RNA, 2331 nt
Organism: Didymodactylos carnosus
Lineage: Eukaryota; Metazoa; Rotifera; Eurotatoria; Philodinida; Philodinidae
Source: the annotation of a GenBank genome assembly